ACUAGAACUACCACAACCACAACCACAACCACAACCAAACUCUCUCCCACAACCUUCGCAAGAGAAACAUCACCACAAGUUUCUCUUUUCAGAUGUAGCCCGGCCAUACAAUGGCUUCCGGCGCACCACGAGCAUCGGGCCGAACCAGCGCCAACGAUUAUCGCGACGAAAGGCCCCGCGUAUCGACCAACCUCAAGGGCGAGCGCUCCGAUUCUCGCAAGGGUCCUCCUCCUUCAACGACCCAGUCCAAUUUCUCAAAUGUUCAUAAACGAUCUGCUUCAGGGAACCCGAGGACAUCCAGUCGCAAUGAGGAGGAGCGCCGCUUUGAGACGAGGAGGGUGACGGAGCGUACCUUUGAAGCUCACCUCGAGCGUGCAGUCCCGAGAAAUACGAGUCCAGAACGAUCACAUCGACGAAAUGCGCCUUCAGAGAGUAGAGCUACGUCGAAAGCACCUAGACAUGAUACUCCUGAAGCUCGGCAGUCGAGAGCUGAGACUCCACUGGGUCUGUCUCUACUCUCCAAACCAGCCUCAAGGCCCUGAAACUGACAAUCUGAAGCACCAUGGAACCCCGAAGUAACCCUCCUACCACACACAACAGCUCCUCUAGCCUCACGAAUAUCAAUACCUCCUCUAGCGUCGACCGUACCUCAAGCUCCUCAACCGAAACCUCUAGGCGAACUGAGCUUGGAGCUACAAGAAGCUGCUAUAGUGGAGGAUCUACUCUUUGUAUUCAUGGGAUAUGAAGGACAGUACAUCAGAUUCGCCAAAGGAUACAACCCGAACGAGGAGAGAGACAGAUUAUCUGGACCAAGCUUCAGAACGUUACCUGGCCUUGACCCAAGUCUACAGGACCUAACACAGUCAAUGCUCAAGAUGGCAACAUAUUAUUCUGCCCUAGAAGCUUUUGUCGAUGUCCAGAGUCGGGAAGAGUUUGGUGCAGUGAACCAUGCUCUUUGCGCAUCAAUACGCAAGUUUCUACACGACUAUCUAGUCAUGAUUGCACAGCUCGAGACGCAGUUCCUCACCAGCGACACUUUCACUGUUCAUGUGCUCAACAUUCAUACCAUGUCCACGAGCCAGAUGAUGUUGCAGUUAUACUCACUUGCCCACGAGCUACUCAAAAAGAACGCUCUUCUCGAUGAUGAAACCGAUGAAUCUGAAGAUAGUGCUGACGAUUUUGAAAACAUCCUCGAGACACUUCGAGAUGGAGGCGAGUUGGUACCAGGCAACAUGACAGGCAAGAAGAUUUGUAAAGGUGGCGUGGUUCUCGGUCUAAUCACAAAACGCCUCGAAUCUUUAUCAGGCGAUCCUUCAGCUCGAGCGUUGUUAACGACAUUGUUGCGGGACGCCAGCAAACCUUACAUGGUUAUGCUUAACGAAUGGCUUCAUCAUGGUGGAAUCCAUGAUCCUCAUGCCGAGUUCCUCAUCAAGGAACAGAAGAGCAUUAAACGUGAGAGGUUGGAACAAGACUAUACUGAUGAAUACUGGGAGAGGAGAUACACAAUACGGGAUCACGAUGUUCCUCCACAACUCGAGGGUGUCAAGGACAAGGUUCUAUUGGCGGGCAAGUAUCUCAACGUUGUCCGCGAAUGUGGCGGCGUCGAUGCGAGCAAAGUCUCAAAGGAUGUCCCAGCUUCUUUCGACGACAACCGCUUCCUCGAAAACGUCAACAAUGCCUACGCUCACGCCAACGAAUCUCUCAUGCAACUCCUCCUCACAGCUCACUCUCUACCUGCUCGUCUACGCUCUCUCAAGCACUACUUCUUCCUCGAUCCCUCAGACUACUUCUCCUAUUUCCUCGAGCUGGGCGCCUCAGAGUUGCGCAAACCCGUCAAGUCUGUUAACACCGGCAAGCUGCAAUCUUUGCUGGAUCUCGUCCUGCGUCAGCCCGGCAGUCUUGUCUCUCUUGAUCCGUUCAAGGAGGAUGUCAAGGUUGAAAUGAACGAGAUUGUUCUCACAAAGGCCCUGCAGCGUGUUGUCAACAUCACAGGUAUCGAGCAGGGAGAGGCACUCCAGCCUGUUGCUAAUCAGCCUGUUGAGAACGAUAAGAACGCUGUUGGCUUCACAUCCCUGCAACUUGACUACUCCGUCCCUUUCCCUGUCUCACUCGUCAUCAGUCGAAAGACAGUAUGGCGAUAUCAAGCACUCUUCCGUUAUCUCCUUUCACUCCGCUAUCUUGAAUCACAACUAUCGACUACAUGGCAAACACAGACUCGGGGUAUCAGCUGGGCACACAAGGGUGCUUUGCGAAAACUCGAGAUCUGGAAGCGACGUGUUUGGACACUUCGUGCGCGUAUGUUAGUAUUCGUACAACAACUCCUCUACUUUUGUACGGCUGAAGUCAUAGAACCAAACUGGAACAAGUUCAUGUCACGUCUAAAGACAGAGGAUGAGCCUGUGGACUCGAGCUUAGGUGUACCAACACGGACUGUCGAUGAGUUGAUGCAGGAUCAUGUCGAUUUUUUGGACACAUGCCUCAAGGAGUGCAUGCUCACCAAUAGCAAGCUUUUGAGGAUCCACUCCAAACUCAUGCAGACAUGUACCAUCUUUGCUGCCUACACAAACUGGCUCACUCGUGAGCUCGAAAAGUCAGAUCCAGACCUAUCAGGCAACAACAAGCCCCCUACCAUGACAGCAGAUCAAUGGACGCGCUUCCAGAUGACAAAGACGGUACAACGUGGCUCAACGUCAGCUCAUCAUGACACCUCUGCUGCUUCGGCGGGUAACGCUGAGGUAGAUGCUCGCAUUGACAAUCUGUUCGAGAUUAUUCGUAAAUGGGAGGGCAAUUUCAGUCGACAUCUGCAGAUCUUGCUUGAUGCACUGAAUCACUAUGCUGCCACCGAGACAGUGGUCUUGUUGAGUCUGUGUGCACGCUUGAGCACUGCGAAUCAGGGGACAGAGUAUGCUGGACUACGGCAAGAGGACGAGUCAACUUAGACUAUGAGACUUGUUAGACAAAAGCCGAUGGUAAAGGGGCGUUAUAGAGAUCAGUAGAUUAGGAUCACUGUCAAAAUUAAGAUACCACCAAACAACUUUUCAACCCUGACAUGCACCUGAUAAUUCCCAAGGUCAAGGAUCCACUGGAAAA
Fusarium verticillioides 7600 is the source of this 3090-nucleotide messenger RNA. RefSeq lists its product as hypothetical. Lineage: Eukaryota; Fungi; Ascomycota; Sordariomycetes; Hypocreales; Nectriaceae. Gene Ontology annotation, biological process: mitotic cell cycle; microtubule nucleation; cytoplasmic microtubule organization. Gene Ontology annotation, molecular function: microtubule minus-end binding; gamma-tubulin binding. The coding region runs from base 735 to 2939 and encodes 734 amino acids. The transcript is spliced from 2 exons. The record is from RefSeq and is a predicted model, not a curated record. Gene Ontology annotation, cellular component: centrosome; equatorial microtubule organizing center; mitotic spindle pole body.